CACGGGUGUACGAAAACGAGUUCGGGCCGAUGCCGGUCAAUACCAUCGGUUCCCGUUUUCGGCAUCGCGCCGGCGGAGAGAGUUAGAUGUCACACAGCUAACAACGUAGCAGGCUAGCCCGAACCCCGCACCGGAGAGGCAAGCAAGCAGCUGAGGUUAGGUAGGUGCUACGUAGUAGUUUGUCUCGACGUUUUCACGGACCUCCGACCCCCGACCUCCGACCUCCGAUCUCCGACCUCCGGCCGCUACUCGAUCUACCUUUGCCUGCCUAGGGAGUAGUCGAGUUGACCUCACUUGGCUUGACUUGACCUCGACGAGAGCUGGGUGUAAAAAGGGGAGACACGGAGAGGACCUGACCUCACUGCUUCACUUCAGCACCUGCCCUGUCCUGCCUAACCGUAACAGACGGCCGCCGUGGUGACGACAUCGGGAAAUUUGAGUUGACGGCAGGCACGACUCGCAAGAUGGAGUCGCCGGCGGUUCCGCGGAAGCUCUGGGAGCACCCCGACCCAAAGAGCACCUUGGUGUGGCGGUUCAUGCAGGAUCUCAACAACAAACACAACCUCGACCUCAGAGUGCGCCUUCCUUGUUUCUUUUAUACUCAAGUGCCUACUUGCUCCAUGCUGUCCCCACCGACACCAACUCUCGCAUACAUCCACACACACCUGCCUGCCUACCUCUGUAGUACUUGCCUUCAAACUUGACUUCGAGUUGCCUUGCCUUGCAAGCACCCCGUGGCCGGUCUGGACCGCAGCAGAACUGACCCAUCAUGACGGGGUCGGGCACAGACGUUCUCGGACCUGCACGGCUACUCGCUCGCGCGGCGGUCUCAGUUCUGGGCCGACGUCUUUGACGCGUCCAACUUCAUCCACGGCGGCCGGUAUACGUCGGUCAUCGACGAGCGCGCGCCCAUCGACUCGGUGCCGCAAUGGUUCCCCGGCGUGACGCUCAACUUCGCCGAGAACAUGCUGUUCUCGCGCGGGCCCCGCGACCCCCCGGCCCACCGCGGCACCGCCGACAAGGAAGACGCCAAGACGGCCGUCACCGAGGUCCGCGAGGCCGCCUCCGCCACCCGCCACG
Lasiosphaeria miniovina is the source of this 1080-nucleotide messenger RNA. RefSeq lists its product as uncharacterized. Bases 465 to 704 code for a protein of 79 amino acids. The record is from RefSeq and is a predicted model, not a curated record. Lineage: Eukaryota; Fungi; Ascomycota; Sordariomycetes; Sordariales; Lasiosphaeriaceae. The transcript has a single exon.